UUAGCGACGCUUGGCGGCCUGAGGCGGGGCGGCGGGGCCGAGACCGGGAGUGCAGCCGGUGCGCCGUGGUUGCGGGGCUGUUUGCCGUGGCAGAAUGAAGCUGACCACGCAGGCCUACUGCAAAAUGGUGCUGCACGGCGCCAAGUACCCGCACUGCGCCGUAAACGGGCUGCUGGUGGCCGAGCGGCCGUCGGGGGCCCCGCGCCGCGACCAGGCCGGUCCCCCCUCGCUCUUCGUCGACUGUAUCCCGCUCUUCCACGGUACUCUGGCCCUGGCGCCCAUGCUGGAGGUGGCCCUCACCCUGAUUGACUCUUGGUGCAAAGAGAAUAGCUACGUGAUAGCUGGCUAUUACCAGGCCAACGAACGCGUGAAAGACGCCAGUCCAAACCAGGUUGCGGAGAAAGUGGCCUCCAGAAUCGCAGAGGGCUUCAACGAUACAGCACUCAUAAUGGUUGAUAACACCAGGUUCACGAUGGAGUGUGUAGAACCUGCCAUUCAUGUGUACGAGCUUCACGAGAACAAGUGGAGGUGCAAGGACCCACACAUUGACUUUUGUGAAGACUGGGCGGAGGCGCAGCGCAUCGCCGCAUCUCUCUUGGACAGCAAGUCCUACGAGACCCUCGUAGACUUUGAUAACCACCUGGACGAUAUCCGCAACGACUGGACAAACCCAGAGAUCAACAAAGCUGUCCUCCACUUGUGUUAGAAGGCUUCCCAGUGACUGAUUGGUUGGUUGGUUGGCAUCCUCACUCUGUACUGAAGAGAGGAAAAUGCUCUUUUGGAAUGUAAAUAGAAUUGUGGUUCAGUACCUUGUGUGGAGAGCUGGCUGAUUAAAAGGAGUGGCGUGUCACACAUGUCACACUGGGGAGGGAUGUGUCCCUAAGCCAUUACAUCUUUUGGUUUUUUUGGUGGCAUUCCUUGGAAGAGCUGCAAAUCAUAGAAUCAAUAAGGUUGGAAAAGACCUCAGAGAUCAUCAAGUCCACCCACCACCUCAUGACUAACUAAACCAUGGCUUUAAGUGC
Dryobates pubescens (Downy woodpecker) is the source of this 1022-nucleotide messenger RNA. RefSeq names its product ER membrane protein complex subunit 8 (gene EMC8). The record is from RefSeq and is a predicted model, not a curated record. NCBI's taxonomy places the organism in Eukaryota, Metazoa, Chordata, Aves, Piciformes, Picidae. The coding region runs from base 95 to 706 and encodes 203 amino acids. The transcript has 5 exons. Gene Ontology annotation, cellular component: EMC complex.